GACAAGGUUCCUGACGCUGAGGACAAGGUUCCUGACGCUGAGGACAAGUUUCCUGACGCUGAGGACAAGGUUCCUGACGCUGAGGACCAGAUUCCUGACGCUGAGGACAAGGUUCCUCACGCUGAGGACAAGGUCGCUGACGCUGAGGACAAGGUUCCUGACGCUGAGGACAAGGUUCCUGACGCUGAGGACAAGGUUCCUGACGCUGAUGACAAGGUUUCUGACGCUGAGGACAAGGUUCCUGACGCUGAGGACAAGGUUCUUGACGCUUAGGACAAGGUUCCUGACGCUGAGGACAAGGUUCCUGACGCUGAGGAGAAGGUUCCUGACGCUGAGGACAAGGUUCCUGACGCUGAGGACAAGGUUCCUGACGCUGAGGACAAGGUUCCUGACGCUGAGGACAAGGUUUGUGACGCUAAGGACAAGGUUCCUGACGCUGAGGACAAGGUUCCUGACGUGGAGGACAAGGUUCCUGACGCUGAGGACAAGGUUCCUGACGCGGAGGACAAGGUUCCUGACGCGGAGGACAAGGUUCCUGACGCUGAGGACAAGGUUCCUGACGCUGAGGACAAGGUUGCUGACGCUGAGGACAAGGUUUCUGACGCUGAGGGUAAGGUUCCUGACGCUUACGACAAGGUUCCUGACGCUGAGGACAAGGUUACUGACGCUGAGGACAAGGUUCCUAAUGCCGAGGACAAGGUUCCUGACGCUGAGGACAAGGUUCCUGACGCUGAGGACAAGGUUCUUGACGCUUAGGACAAGGUUCCUGACGCUGAGGACAAGGUUCCUGACGCUGAGAAGAAGGUUCCUGACGCUGAGGACAAGGUUCCUAACGCUGAGGACAAGGUUCCUGACGCUGAGGACAAGGUUCCUGACGCUGAGGACAAGGUUCCUGACGCUGAGGACAAGGUUUGUUACGCUGAGAACAAGGUUCCUGACGCUGAGGACAAGGUUCCUGACGUGGAGGACAAGGUUCCUGACGCUGAGGACAAGGUUCCUGACGCGAAGGACAAGGUUCCUGACGCGGACGACAAGGUUCCUGACGCUGAGGACAAGGUUCCUGACGCUGAGAACAAGGUUUGUGACGCUGAGGACAAGGUUUCUGACGCUGAGGACAAGGUUCCUGACGUGGAGGACAAGGUUCCUGACGCUGAGGACAAGGUUCCUGACGCGGAGGACAAGGUUCCUGACGCGGAGGACAAGGUUCCUGACGCUGAGGACAAGGUUCCUGACGCGGAGGACAAGGUUGCUGACGCUGAGGACAAGGUUUCUGACGCUGAGGGUAAGGUUCCUGACGCUUACGACAAGGUUCCUGACGCUGAGGACAAGGUUACUGACGCUGAGGACAAGGUUCCUGACUCGGGGGACAAGGUUCCGGACGCUGAGGAUAAAAAUCCUAACGCUGAGGAUAAGGUUCUUGACGCUGAGGACAAGGUUACUGACGGUGAAGACAAGGUUCCUUACGCUGAGGACAAGGUUCCUGACGCGGAGGACAAGGUUGCUGACGCUGAGGACAAGGUUUCGGACGCUGAGGACAAGGUUUCGGACGCUGAGGGUAAGGUUCCUGACGCUUACGACAAGGUUCCUGACGCUGAGGACAAGGUUACUGACGCUGAGGACAAGGUGCCUGACGCGGAGGAUAAGGUUCCUGACGCUGAGGGCAAGGUUACUGACGCUGAGGACAAGGUCCCUGACGCGGAGGACAAGGUUCCUGGCGCUGUGGACAAGGUUACUGAUGCUGAGGACAAGGUUCCUGACUCGGAGGACAAGGUUCCGGACGCUGAGGAUAAGGAUCCUGACGCUGAGGAUAAGGUUCUUGACGCUGAGGACAAGGUUACUGACGGUGAGGACAAGGUUCCUGACGCUGAGGACAAGGUUCCUGACGCGGAGGACAAGGUUGCUUACUCUUAGGACAAGGUUUCUGACGCUGAGGGUAAGGUUCCUGACGCUUACGACAAGGUUCCUGACGCUGAGGACAAGGUUACUGACGCUGAGGACAAGGUGCCUGACGCGGAGGAUAAGGUUCUUGACGCUGAGGGCAAGGUUACUGACGCUGAGGACAAGGUCCCUGACGCGGAAGAUAAGGUUCCUGGCGCUGUGGACAAGGUUACUGAUGCUGAGGACAAGGUUCCUGACUCGGAGGACAAGGUUCCCGACGCUGAGGAUAAGGAUCCUGACGCUGAGGAUAAAGUUCUUGACGCUGAGGACAAGGUUACUGACGGUGAGGACAAGGUUCCUGACGCUGAGGACAAGGUUAGUGACGCUGAUGACAAGGUUCCUGACGCUGAGGACAAGGUCACUGAGGCUGAGGACAAGGUUCCUGACGCUGUGGACAAGGUUACUGAUGCUGAGGACAAGGUUCCUGACGCUGAGGACAAGUUUCCUGACGCGGAGGACAAGGUUCCGGACGCUGAGGAUAAGGAUCCUGACGCUAAGGAUAAGGUUCUUGACGCUGAGGACAAGGUUACUGACGGUGAGGACAAGGUUCCUGACGCUGAGGACAAGGUUAGUGACGCGAAUGACAAGGUUCCUGACGCUGAGGACAAGGUUACUGACUCUGAGGACAAGGUUCCUGAGGCUGAGGACAAGGUUUCUGACGCUGAGCACAUGGGUCCUGACGCUGAGGACAAGGGUCCUGACGCUGAGGACAAGGUUUCUGACGCUGAGGACAAGAUUUCUCACACUGAGGACAUGGUUCCUCACGCUGAUGACACGCGCGAAGGUCUUCGUGCAUUCUCGUCAUUCAAACUUGUAAGUUAUGAUGUAGUUUUUAACUGAGAGUAGAGAAAUGAGAGAACUUAAAGCGUAGAUACUGUACCAUGCAUUAAACAUAGUUUAGCAAACCUAUUAUUAUUAUUAUAUUAUUUUAUGAGAAUCUAGUUUUCCGUGAAAUUGCUUUUUUAAGACACGCGAAUCGUGAAAUGGCUUUUUUUUGUGAAACAUGAUCCAUACCCACCCCCUUUCCCACUUGAAAUGUGUGGUAUAUUAAUUACACACGCUAGAGAAAAAAGCUAAGCGAAUAAGUUGCAAUGGGCUUCCAUCUACGAACAAGUGAUCUAGUGGUAAAGACUACAUAUUGUGUAAUGUGCCACUUUGGUUCAAGUCCUACAAAAGGCAUUUUCUGACUAGCUUGAAAUGUGUAGAGUAUUUAUUACGCAAGCUAGAGAAAAAAGGCUAAGGUGAGUAAUUAACUUGUGGUAGGGUUCUAACAAAAAAAGGUGAAUAAGUUGCAGUAGGCUUCUAACAACAAGCAAGUGGUCUAGUGGUAAAGACUGUAGAUUGUGUAAUGUACCAGCUGUGGUUCAAGUCCUAGGAAAGUCAUUUUGUGACUUUAAAUGUUUCGAAUAUUAAUGACACAAGCUGGAGAAAAUGUUAAGAUGGACAGGUUGCGGUAGUCUUCCAACAACGAGCAAGUGGUCUAGUGGUGAAGACAAUUGGCUGUGUAAUGUACUAUUGCUGUUCAAGUCCUACAGAAGUUAUUUUGUGACUUGAAUUAUGUCGAUUAUUAUUUACAAAAGCUACAGAAGAAAGGUAAAGGUGAAUAGGUUGCAGUAGGCUUCCAACAACGAGCAAGUGGUCUAGUGGUAAAGACAACAGGUUGUGUCAUGUGCCAGUUGUGGUUCAAGUCUAACAGAAGCCGUUUUGUGUUUCAAAAGUUGUUGAGUUUUAAUUAUACAAGCUAGAGAAAACAAUAAGGUGAAUAAGUUGCUCUAGUCUUCCAACAACGAGCAAGUGGUCUAGUGUUAAAGACAACAGGCUUGAGUUAUGUACCAGCUAAGGUUCAAGUCCUAAAGAAGUCAUUUUGUGACUUGAAAUCGCUCGAUUCUUCCAGCGUAGCACCCGAAGACUUUGAGUAGUACCGCUAGACUAGUAAGUCUAUUGGUGAAAGCUCAGUGUUUUCUAUCAUAGCUAAUCUUUUUUCUCUACCCUACGUACCCCUGACAAAAACCAAAAAGUCCUUGUCAGGAAACAAACCAGACAUCACCGACAUGCGACACUAAGCCGAGACCACUAGACCAUCGUGGCUGUUGCUUGUUAGCUGUUACUUUUGAUUUUAUUUAACCGUUUACUCUCUUAGGUGAGUGCAAAGUUGAAAGGUGUAUCAUGUCUCGCAAUCAACAAGGCUCGCAAUAUUAUCGUUGCAACAACCAUUGCAUAA
Molecule: messenger RNA, 4159 nt
Organism: Paramuricea clavata
Lineage: Eukaryota; Metazoa; Cnidaria; Anthozoa; Malacalcyonacea; Plexauridae
Source: the annotation of a GenBank genome assembly